AUGACCGGGAAAGAGACCCCAACCCCCUCAAACACCGAUGUCGAGAUGAAGAACAUGCAGUCCAAUGCGCCCAAGGGCUCUAUCCCCUUGGGUGAGGAUAUCAUGCAGCUAGCUCGCAUUGGAGAGAUCGGCGCAAUGCAGAAUCUGUUUGCGACCAAGAAAUUGACUGCGAAUCAUCGAGACGAGGAAGGAAUUACUCCGCUACACUGGGCUGCAAUCAAUAACCAAUACGCCAUGUGCAAAUUCCUCCUCGACGCCGGAGCCGACGUGAACGCAAAGGGCGGCGAAUCCGUAGCCACACCAGCGAUGUGGGCUGCACAACGAUGCAACUACUACAUCGUCAACCUCCUCCUUUCGCACGGCGCAGACCCCCCUCCUAACCGACGUCCAAGGCUACAACAUCCUCCACCUCGCAACAAUCGACGGAAACGCAUUCCUCCUCGUCCUCCUCCUACACCAGGAGAUCCCGGUGGACACCUGUUCCUGCGCUGGGGCGCCAAUGCCAACGCAGUAGACGAGGGUGGUCUAACACCUCUCCACUGGGCAUUAGUGAAGGGCUCACUGCCGUGCGUCUUGAAACUAUUGGAAUACGGUGCCGACCGAUUUGCGCAAACUCGGGAUGGAAAAUCGCCCAGUACGGUUGCGCAGGAGAUGAAUACGAUGCGAGUCUGGUAUCGGGCUCUUAAUGAGCGCGGGUAUGAGCCUGAUGGGACGCAGAAGGAGGUGCCGAUGGGAUUGGCGAUUGUUCGGAAUAAGAGUACUAUGGCGAAGUUUUUCUUUCUUUGGCCGUUUCUGACGAUUCUGUUGGCCCUUUGGAUGUUGAGCCAUAUCUCGGUUUUCUUGAGUAUUCCGCUUACGUUGGUUACGCUUUUUGGGAUGCAGUGGUCUGCGCAGCAGUUGGCUAAUCGGGGGCCUUCGGAGUAUCGGAUUUUGCAGAAGACGCCGUACCUCGCUGGUGUUUUCGCAGGCACAUUAUUUUGGGUUGGCUUUUGCUAUGUUUUCAGGGUAUUGCCAGCCACCUAUUCUUCAUCCCCGAUCCUGAACAUCCUGUUUGCCGUCUUCUAUGGUCUUACAACCUAUUUCUAUAUCUACGCCAUGGUUCAGGAUCCCGGUUACGUGCCCAAGAUCAGCAGCCGGAACCAACAAAGAGAAAUGGUCAAGCAACUCUUCGAGCUAUGGAAAUUUGACGAAGAAAACUUUUGCGUCCCUUGCAUGUCGCGAAAGCCUCUUCGCAGCAAGCAUUGUCGUCGUUGCGGCCGUUGCGUUUCGAAGCACGACCACCACUGUCCCUGGAUUGACAACUGUGUCGGAGCGAACAACCUGCGCCAUUUCGUUCUCUACAUCGUUUCCCUUGAAGUCGGCAUCAUUCUAUUCGUCCAGUUGACCGUUCGCUAUAUCAACGCCCUACCUGCCCCCACAGCCGCAACAUGCAACGUAAUCAACGACACCCUCUGCAGCUACGUCACAAGAGACACAUUCACCCUAGUCCUAAACAUCUGGGUAAUCCUCCAACUAGUCUGGGUAACGAUGCUCUGCGCAGUCCAACUAGUCCAAAUCUCCCGCAACCAAACAACAUACGAAAACAUGCGCGGCCACCACAUCGACCGAUCAUACCCAAGUUCCCAAGCCUUCGCCUCAGCAAUGACAGCCGGAACAACCUCUCUCGACGCAGCCGGUCUUUCCGCUACAGGCGCAGGACCAAACCCAGCCCUGUCCAGACCUUCUCCUCCCCCGCGCCGCCACGGCAACUGUUUCUCGCAAUGGUCGAGUCUGCUGGGAAUUGAUGCAUUUUUCGCAACGGCGAGAGAUGGUCUGCGUGAGGGGCAGGGUCAAACCGUCGCAAGACCUAGGAAUCCUUUCUCCCGUGACGCCGAUGCGGAUGCAUACGGGGUCGAGAUCAGGGGUGGUGGGGAUGCGGGUGGUGGUGCUUAUAGGAGUGUUGCGGAUGAGGAUCCUGAGCGGAUGGUUUAG
Molecule: messenger RNA, 1971 nt
Organism: Penicillium cosmopolitanum
Lineage: Eukaryota; Fungi; Ascomycota; Eurotiomycetes; Eurotiales; Aspergillaceae
Product: palmitoyltransferase AKR1
Exons: 8
Coding region: 1-1971 (656 amino acids)
Biological process (GO): protein palmitoylation
Cellular component (GO): Golgi membrane
Molecular function (GO): protein binding; palmitoyltransferase activity
Source: RefSeq, a predicted model, not a curated record